UUAAAGGAAAUGCUGAACACCACAAAUUGACCAAGAAUAUCAUGAGGAUGAAAGAAAUUUGCAGAGCCAUCUUGUCCUGUAUCACUGCAAGAAACUCUUCGUCCCUCAGGCACUGAGGGGUACUUACCAGGGCAAAAACAUCAGUUCAGAUGCAUUGAUGGCUGACUCAACAGCAGGCAUCGAUAAUGUCACCAGGACAAAUUCCUCUAUCAACACCACAUGUCUGCUUUCCUCAAACACCUUGACAACAUUUGCAAUGGUUGCCUAUGCGUUGAUAUGUACAGUUGGAAUCAUUCUCAACAGCCUGGCUUUCUGGGUGUACUUCUGUCAUGUUCCCAACAGCAACAGCAUCAUCAUCUACUUAAAGAACUUAGUCAUAGCGGACUUCCUGCUGGUCCUGACACUGCCAAUGAGAAUCAUUGGUGAGAACCAUGUGGGCUCAGCAGCCCUGAGGAAAACCUACUGCAGUUUCACGUCGUGCAUCUUCUACUUGAACCUGUACUCGAGCAUUCUCUUCCUGGGAUACAUUGCAGCCACGAGAUACUUAAAAAUUGUGAAACCGCUUAAAACAUACGCGUUUCACAAAAUCAAGUCCGCAAAAAUUAUUGCUGGCAUAACCUGGGGUGUGCUUCUCAGCCUUGGGUUUUCAUACAUGCUGCUGACACUGAAAAAGUCAUUCCAGAACAGUACAAAUGCCACAGGAACAUGUUUGGACUCUAGAAAAGGUUCAGGAAUUUACUGGCAAGUAUGCCUCCAUGUGGGUGGCACUGUUCUGUUCCUCUGCGUGCUCACUGGGCUCUGCUUUUUUUACUUUCAAACAGCAAAACGUCUCGACAAAUCCCCAUCUCCAAGUUCACUCAAGAAGCAAACCAAGGCAAAGAACAACAUCCUAAUCCUUCUCGCCGUCUUCUUGGUGUGUUUUGUACCCUACCACGCUGCGAGGCUUCCUUACGUUUUGACUCAGUUAAAUGUCAUCUCUGGAUGCUUUUGGAAAAAGACACUCUACCACUUGAAAGAAUUGGCCAUUGUGCUAUCAACACUGAACGCCUGCUUUGAUCCAGUGAUCUACUUCCUGUUUUGCAAGGCUUUCAGGUCAAAGUUAGGUCUGGAGAAAACAUCAAAGGACAGCGAUUCACACAAUGACCUGUCCUUACACGCUAAAGCAUCACGAUCCAUACUCGAUGAACCAUCCAGCAGUCAGUUCAAUGGUCCAAAAAAAUUGCAACGUCAAUCUUGCAAAAUCACCUUGAACUUGCAAUAGCUCUAUAUUAUUCAAAUUAUGAAGAAAGAAACAAAAGAAUCUUAAAAGAUGAUGAUAGAGCAAUGAGGAUACUAAAUGUACAUAUCUACAGGAAAAGUACUUCAGAGUGUUUGAACUGUCCUUGAAAUUAUGGUCUUAGCUGAUGGUACUACUAUAGAAUUCAGAUCCACGAUUGAAACCUGGCCAUACAUAUCAGUUAACAGAGUCCUCAUUCAUUGAAACACAGUCACUUGAGGUUGCAGAGUUUCUUAAAUUUCUGUUCUGUUGUUAAUUACACAAAAAGCAAAAACAAGAUGUGGAACACAAUUACAGUAAAUGUCUAACAUAUCCGGCAAAUCAAAGUUUCAAUCUAUUCCCCAAAAUCUUUACAGCUCCAGAAAAGUUAAUUCUCUGUAAUGAAUCUUUCUGAUUGAUUUAGCUGAUUUGCACAAAUUCCUUCCUGUGAAAUGUGAAGUGUUCUUACAUGAAUAUUCAUAAAACAGAGUUUAGCCUUUCUCAACUUUUUACAACCCACAGAUUUCUAAACUAAUCUGGAAGUCAGAAGUCACAUGACAUCAGGUUAUAGUCCAAUAGGUUUAUUCGAGAUCACAAGUUUUCGGAAUGCUGUGACAAAGGGACAGCGCUCCGAAAGCUUGUGAUUUCAAAUAAACCUGUUAAACUAUAACCUGAUUCUAACUUUGUCCACCCCAGUCCAACACCGGCACCUCCACAUCAUGGCAAUCUGGAAGCUGCACAACUAAAAUCUUCCAUCGAGAAAACAGUGGCUUCCAUGAACUGUUUUAUAUUUUUUAUUUUUAAGAGAGAAACUAUAUUGCUUUUGACCUCAACCAGGUUUCCUCCAAACUGCCUAUAUCUUUCAAUCUCUGAGUUUUUCCAGAGAUAACAUCAAACUUUGAUUAUUUUAACUAAGAAGAAAGUUAACUAUCUUAAACUUGUACACUUCCUGUUGCAAACCAGUACAGUACAACCAAUCUUCCAUAAACACUCCCGGGAUCCCUGUUCCGGAAAGAGUGCCUGACCCAAUUUCUCUUUUAAAGCCUUCACAAAAGUAACCAAGCCCAACUGGCCAUGACUUUAAACAUAAAUUCCAACAAUAUUUAUGUGUCGGACACCUCCCAUCAUAAUUUAUAGCUACGGUUUUUAUUACAUCACAAACUGCGACCCCCAUAUUUACAGCAAGGUGCCACAAAACUGCAACGAUAUUGAUUAAUGCAUCUGCCAUUGAUAAUAUUAGGCAGAGAAGAGUUUAAGAUCAUCAGUUUGUUAAUACCCUGCAACUUCUGGGGUCAAGAUCACCAGCAACUGAGGUUCGUUUGGUCACUUAAUUUUUCAACAUUGAUUACAUUUAUACACGAUCACCUCAGUUGGUCACUUGUCCUUUAUAAUGAUAUAGAUAUCCCAUUAAAAAGAUUGCCCCUCUAAUUUGUAACUGUUACCAGGUUCUGUUGUUUACUUUAAUCAUCUGACAAAUGUGCAUGGCUCUCCAUAUGAGCAUAUGAAUGAAGGGCAGGAUUCAUAGAUUCUCUACAGUGCAGAGAGACACCAUUUGGUCCAUCCAGUGUGCACCAACCCUCUGAAAAGCAUUCCACCCAUAGCCCCAUCCUGUCAUCAUAACCCCAUAUUUACUAUAUCUAAUCCACCUAUCUUGCACAUCCCUGGAUAUUCUGGAACAAUUUAGCAUGGUCAAUUCACCUAACCUGCACAUCUUUGGACU
This is a messenger RNA of Chiloscyllium plagiosum (whitespotted bambooshark), 2975 nucleotides long. Lineage: Eukaryota; Metazoa; Chordata; Chondrichthyes; Orectolobiformes; Hemiscylliidae. The record is from RefSeq and is a predicted model, not a curated record.